UUUUGCCAUGUGAUGCGAUAAAAUCUUAACUAAGGAAAGAGCGUUAGUUUAGCAUGUGCAACUUCGAUAGAGCGACUUUAUGACGACAGAAUCAGUCAGGAAGUAUCGAAGAACUGUCGCUAAGCCUGAAAGCCAGCAUGUGGACGCUCAUCUGAGUCACAACAAAGCAGCUUGUACUCCACUGGACAAAGGUGUAGAGAAGACUGAUCUUUCCCAAGCAGCUCUAGAAAAUCACACCGCUUCAAAUCCGCCGAAAUGCUCACCUUAUUCUCACUACCGCACGAGCUGAUAAUCCGAAUUUUCGAGGAAUGCCCAAGUGUCCGCGCAGCGGUGAAUCUCUCAAAUGUCAGCAAGCUCUUCCGUGUCAUCUGGCUCGGUCAUGAACGGAUCGCCGAGGGUCUCAUCCGGACAACAAUACCGUCAGCGGCAGAGACCGUGGAUCUGGCCAUGACAGAAACGUUGAUGAUGAGAGGGGCUUGUGAAUCCCCACUAUCGCAACUCUGGAUACCUAGGCUAGUAUACAUCGCACACCUCGCCGAGAUUGCGACCAGCCUUUGCAGCGAGAAUAAUCGAUGCACGUUUGUCGUUUUACCUGACACUUCUUCUUACUACAAUAUUCGCAGGUGUAUGCUUGCCUUCAUCUUUCCACUAUUGAGAAAAGAUUUGCAGACACCUCUCAUGAGGGUGCCUCUUGACAAGUUACGCAAAGCGUUGUCCUUCAAUAUUGCGCUAGGCUAUGAUGACGGCUGGAGGUCAGAUGACCGACUCGCGGUGCUCUCUAUGUUGACGAGGUCUCCCUCAUACAUGAGAUAUGGACGGGAGAUGUGGGCUUGGACAGAUUUGGUUCUGGGAGCGACUGUUACUAGCAAGAGGCUUAGUCAUGACUGCCUGACUGCAGCGAUCAAAGCCUCCUGAUCAUGAACUUUAGUCCGCUCUGAUCUCUUGUACUAGAGUCACAUCAGCAUAAGGAACUGCGAAAGAGAGCCUGUAACUAGCAUCUCCUCCACAGACAUCACCGCUUUUAGAGGCUGUCGAAAUGCAGAAUGCAUUAUCGAUAUACCAGCGCGUCUGCUGGGAGUCAACAAACAUCCAGAAUUGCCGCAGGCCUAACAGUGUUUCGUGCUCAUAUACACAUUGUACAGUUAUAC
Aureobasidium subglaciale EXF-2481 is the source of this 1148-nucleotide messenger RNA. RefSeq lists its product as uncharacterized. The record is from RefSeq and is a predicted model, not a curated record. The transcript has a single exon. Lineage: Eukaryota; Fungi; Ascomycota; Dothideomycetes; Dothideales; Saccotheciaceae. The coding region runs from base 256 to 915 and encodes 219 amino acids.